AUGGUAGGACCUGCGCCGGUCACCAGCGGAAAGCGUGCAAAGACAGGGUUGGGAACUCGUUGCUUUCGAGUAGGCGCCGUAUGGAUGUGCUCGUUCGCAUACGUCCUGGCACGGUAUCAGAAGAGCAGAAGAGCAGGAGAGCAGAAGGGCAGGAGAGCAGGAGAGGAGGAGACAGAGCCGAUUGCCAUACCAAAUAGUCACAUGGAGCUUCUGACCUUGAAACUUGUCGGCCUGAGUUGGUUCCUCGCACCUCAACUCUCCCACUAUCUCGCUCCCACACGAUUUGCUGAGCAGCAACCGGCACCAACACGCAUUGCUAACAGUCUUGUUUCGAUUGUCGUCCUGUAUACGGUGUAUAAUGGCAACGAGAUCACCCGCAGGGGCAUGCCGAGGGUUGAACUGGUGACACAUGGCCUCGCGAUAAUCUUCGGUCGCAGAGGCUCGGUCGACCGCUACAAAGGACUGCUUCUGAACACGAGCCCAGCAUAUUUACAGGGAGACCAUUGUUCUAGAGCCUGGAUGUGA
Molecule: messenger RNA, 525 nt
Organism: Fonsecaea pedrosoi CBS 271.37
Lineage: Eukaryota; Fungi; Ascomycota; Eurotiomycetes; Chaetothyriales; Herpotrichiellaceae
Exons: 1
Coding region: 1-525 (174 amino acids)
Source: RefSeq, a predicted model, not a curated record